This is a messenger RNA of Spodoptera littoralis (African cotton leafworm), 1317 nucleotides long. The record is from the annotation of a GenBank genome assembly. Lineage: Eukaryota; Metazoa; Arthropoda; Insecta; Lepidoptera; Noctuidae.
AUGGCGUAUCUAGUAACGGAACGGAUUAUGGUCAAUGAUUGGUUGAAUUUCUCACGUGCUCUACUCGCCUUUGAACCUCCUAGUGACCAUCUCGUGCUUGCCACAAAUCACGUUACAAUGGCGCCGUUCAAUUUCGAAGGAAGUUUCGAAGAUGUCACAGAAAAACAGUUGGAAUUUAUCAACAAAGUAAUAGAAGAACACGGUUUUAAAGGCAGUAAAGUGACAUUUGCCGCAGCAGGAGCAGUGGGUGACAACUAUGCUGCAAAUGUAAAAAGAAUCAAAGUAGAAGGAGAAAAAGGAACUCUAUCGAUAAUUGCCAAAAUUGCACCAAUAAAUGAAAUAGCACGAUAUCGCUUAAAUGCAGCACUUUCGUUUGGUAAUGAGCAUUUAAUGUACUCGGAAUACAUACCAAAGUUGUUGCAACUACAGAAAGAUGCAGGGGUACCAGAAGACGAACAAAUAAAGUUCCCGAAAUGCUAUGGAACAAAUAUUGAAGCUCCAAACGAAGUAAUACUAUUGGAAGACCUUAAAGUAGAAGGAUUUACUAUAAUGGACAGAAUGAAAUCUCUAUCGAACGAAUGCGUAACUAGGGUACUGAAGAACUUAGCAAUAUUUCAUUCCCUUUCAUUUGUACUAAGGAAUAAAGACCCCGAAAGCUUUAAAUAUUUCAAGGACCAUUUUGAAGAUAUGUGGGGAAAGUUGGUCGAUUUGCCUCCAGAAGAGCAGGCCUCUUUUGAGCAGAUGGAAAACGUGUCUAUCAAUAUGCUGGACGACCCUAAACAUAAAGAUAUGAUAAAGAAUAAAGUAAGUCAGAUGCCAGCAAAAACAGCGAAAAUGACAGCGUAUGAACAUGAGAGCCCAUAUUCAGUUAUUCAACAUGGAGAUUCUUGGACCAACAAUAUUUUAUUUAAGUUUGAGAUUUCCAGUCCAGCCAACGAUCUACUAUACAUGAUCUUCAACUGCACAGACCAUGAAACUAGAAUCAAUAACUAUUACAACUGGUUAGAUUACUACCACGCUGAAUUGGGAAAAUCUUUAGAGAUGUAUGGUUUCAAAGUGGAUAACGUGUAUCCUAGAAGUCAGCUCGAUGGUGAUUUGAAGAGAUAUGCUGAAUUAGCAUUUGGUUGUAAUGUCUUAAUCUCAGGUAUACUAACAGCUAAUCCUGAAGAAGCUGGUAAAUUUAAAGAUGCAUUUUCAGCUUCUGAUGCUGAUGAUAUAUCAGAAGCACUAACUAAUAUUCACGAUGAAACUGCUGUCCUUCUAAAGAAAAGACUGGUUGGGUUAAUUGAUAGUUAUAUUGCUUUCGAUUUGUUCUGA